AUGGCGCUCAAGAAGAAACGUCCGCAAAAGAGCUUAGCCGCUGGUCGGCCGCCCAUUCUUCAACGCCAACCAAAAUCCAUCACCAGAAAGUCGACAAAAGCUCUCAUCAACAAGCACCAUCUCCUCGAGAAGAGAAAGAAGCAGGCGCUUGCCAAGGGUGAUGAUGCAGGUGUCGCCGCGAUCGAUGCAGAGAUUCAAGCUCUAGGUGGCCUCGAGGCAUAUCAGAAGGCCAGUCUUCAAGGCCAGAGGGAGGACCGCGGCGGUGACAGCUCGAGGGUUCUGAUGGAAUGGCUGCAGCCAUGCCUCACGGCUCAUAAAGAGGGAUCGGGUCGGAUGCUCAAGAUGCUGGAGGUUGGCGCGCUCAGCACACAGAAUGCUUGCUCUCAGAGCGGCUACUUUGACAUUACUCGUAUCGAUUUGAACAGUCAAGGCGAAGGGAUUCUGCAGCAGGAUUUCAUGGAACGGCCUUUGCCCAAGGAUGACGCGGAGCGAUUCGAUAUCAUCAGCCUGUCGCUCGUUCUGAACUUUGUGCCGGAUCCGAAAGGAAGAGGGGACAUGCUCAAGCGGACGACGGAGUUUUUGCGCGCAGCCAGCAGAUAUCUCGAGGCUCCUUCACUGACGAUCCACUUUCCGAGUCUCUUCCUGGUGCUCCCCGCGCCAUGUGUCACGAACUCGCGGUAUCUGGAUGAGGAGAGGUUGGUUGGGAUUAUGGCGUCGCUUGGGUACGCGAAGGUUGAGUCCAAGACGACUCAGCGGCUGGUCUACUAUCUAUGGAGGAGAGAAGGCAAAGGCAUCGCUCGACGUUUCCGAAAGGAAGAGAUACGGGCUGGCUCGACACGGAACAACUUUGCUGUUGUUCUGGGAUCCUUGACAUCUGGCAAUCGUGUCCUGCCACGACAUCGCUUGGACAAGUAGCAGCUAUCCGCUGUCUGCUCUACACAUGCCGCUACCCCGAGAUGGUUCCGCAUAAGACCACCUCGAGCUGGACGACGGAUGACGGCGCGAUGUUGUCGUCGUCUUCAAAUCUUUACCAAACGUAUCCAAAACGGUGUUCAAUUUUCUUCAGUUCAGCAUUCAUUCGCAAGCUAGCAAGCGGUGUGACAGCCAAGACGCAGCCAACGUGCCAUUCAACGAUUUUUCACUGCACAGCAAUGAGCUGAUCAUGCGGGUUGCCGGCGUCUACUUGCAAGGUCCGAUUACCCCACAACGCUGGGGAGGUGCGGGAAGGAAGGCUGUUGUGAGGGGGGACGGAGGCGACGCCGGGAUGCUGCAUCUGCGCUGCUGCUGUGUCAAGCAAUGGAUGGCAAGAGGGAGACAAUUGAUGUGGCAGAGCGCGCAUGCGAUCAACAUGCAGUGGGAUGGUUUGGUUUGGAGAGAAUUUCCGACAGUAUUGUUGGGCGUGACUGGGUUGUUGUUUCGUGAGGGGUUAAAAGAGGUCACCUGGACAGGAUGAGUUUGGAGACAGGGGAGGGUCGAUCGGCUGGUUGUGAUGGAGACAUUUUGUUUUUAUCACUGGGUUAUGAUGGUUCACAUAUUGGGGAGAUGAAUGAGACAGCCAAUUGAUGGGGUUGACAGUUCACUUUGCAGGUUUUGUGUGUGCGGUGUUCACUCCGGUCCGCGAUGGGUGAUGUGGGUGGUGGUGGUGGACGACUGACUAAGAUGCAGUGCAGGAGGCACUACACCCUCUUUGUGUGGAUAACGAACAGCUUUUUGGGUGCCAGGGUCUUGCGUUUGGUUAAUGUUUGGCAGGAGAGUUGGGUAGCAAAUGUGUCUGUGCUGUAUUCAAUGUCUCAAAUUGAAGCCUUUUCUCACGAGUAAGCUAUGGGCGAUACCGGACAGACUAUCACGACUCCCUUUCUCCUCGUCGCCGUCGUCAGUGACGGGUUUAGAACAAAGAAGUACGGAUCCUGGCCAUCGCGAUAUCGGAAGUUUCUUGGCCAGGGUCACGAUCUACGGUUGUUCUGAAGGUUGGCAGUAGAUAGAGACGGAUAACCGGUUUCUACAGUUGUAUGUAUGGGAUGUUAUCACUUGGGAAUUGCCACUUAUCAAUCUUGGCCUUUUGGUGCAAUCGCUAUGGUACCAGGUAUGAUGGAAAGUUGAGGUUCCCUCACCCCCUCAAUUGUUCUAGAUUUCUUGUGGGAACAAAGAAAGUUUGGUGGUGGUGAUGGUGAAUUCUCCGAGGAGGAGGCGAGAAAUGAUCGUCGGUGUCACUUGAGCCACCGUUAGGAAGUGUGUGUGCUCGGUUGUGCAGCCGCGGGAGGCGCUUUCGCUCUCAACAACUUUUUCUCUUUCAGAGUUUCGGUAGAUCCCGUGAUGGUACCAGGUUGGGAUGGACGGGGGUAGGAUAAGGGGGAGGGGUGAUUUGGAAGCGAUUGGGUUAUUGAGUAAAAUAGCCGGGGGUAAUCGUAGAGGGGCGCGCUGGCUGAUGAUCAUAUGAUGACGAUUAUAUUCUCAGAGCAGCGCAAUGGGUUUGCCUUUCUUUGGCUUGGGGGGAGAUGGCGGGGCUGGGCGGUUCCAAGCAGCAAUGAAGCUGGGCAGAUAUUAUUCAUUGGAUCUUUGAGAGAGGGCAAAGAAAGCUACCUAGCUCACUCCCAGUAAAGCGGCAAUGGCGGGGGAACCCGCAGUAUGGACGACGGGCUGUUGCACCAUUCAUUGCCUCCUGCGUACCAUAACCUCCUCUUUUGUGAGCAAGGAGAGAGCUGGCGGUUUAACCGCCGAGAGCUGACCACCUACCUACCCUUGAGGUGGCGCAUUUGUUAGCAUCAAUCUUGCCCAUGUCAAGCCCAAGCGCAUGCAACUUCCCCGGAUUUUUGGUGGAGUUUCUCCCCCUCGCAAGCUAGACUGAACGGGGAAAGCCGGCGUGGCCUGCUUGAGGUAGUUUGGUUGUGCCCAAACAGGAUUAGAAUGAACAUUUAUAAGACUGAAUUGGUCUCACGCGGGCAAAAACAUGUCUCGAUUUGAUAAGAGGGGAGGGGGAGGGGGAAACUGUAUCUGUAUCAGGAAGAGGGGUUGUUGUGGGGAGAGAUCAGCAGGAGUUUCCUUUGAGAGAUCGAUAACAGUGUGGUGUUGAUACAGAAAAAGGGGGGGGGGGCUAAAAAGCGAUAAGGAUUUUGCUCUCCGUUGCCGGCCGAGAGAAAGUUGACGACAUCCUGAUGAAAUAUGAGAUAGCGAUUUUGAGAUAAACUGAUAGCUACAUACAACGUACCUAGGUACAUACCUAGCUACCUUCUUGUCCUGGCUUGGGGUUGUUUUUUAUUAGUAGCGAUAGUAAAAAGGUAAAUUCAGGGGCUAAACAACGCACACAUGUCCGUCUGGUAGCGAGGUUGCAACCGAUGAGGUCAGGAGGGAGGGGAGCCAAAAGAUUGCGAUAUGGGUUAGGUGUUUACUGUCUGGUCGGGUCGGGUGAAACCGUUAUCACGUUCCUCUUGGUUUUGGGCAGCAGGAGAACCAAAUUCAGCGGAUGGUGCUAUUCUUGGGGUAGAUAGCGUCGAGUGUAAAAUAAGGGGCUAGUAGGGGUGGUUUCUGUUUAGAUGGUAACCCAACCUCGACGGCUUGUGACAGUGGCAUGCGUGGACAAAGACAAAACGUCACCCCCGUGAUGAUGACGAUAAGCGGGUGCCGGCUUUUGACUACCGUCAGGCCCAGCGGGGUGGUAGAUAACAUAGUUUGAGACCACGAUAUGAGAGACUGAGUCGUGACUAAAUCCGAUCAGCCGGUUCAAUUUUGAGCCAACAACCGAAGUAACCACCCUUCUUCUCCGCGUUCAAGCUCAAUCCGACAUCUCAACUUCCGGCUAGCGGCAGAGCUAAAUCUCAGCAAAUGUCUUGAUGACCCGGUGCUUCUCUCUGUCCUCAGACGACAACUCGGCAUUGCCCGGCCGUUCGACAACAAAGCUCUGCAUGCCAGCUUGCUUGGCAGCCUCCACCUCCUUGACAUUGUCGCUCAGGAAGAGCCAGCUGUUCGCCUCUGGGAAUUCCGGAUGAGCUGCCAGGAUGGUCUGGUAGGACGACGCCUCUUGCUUUGGCCCAGCAUUGACAGUGUCAAAAAAGUCGGAAAUCUCGGGAAUCAGAUCGGCCGGCUGACCGUUGGUGUGCUUGAACAGCAGCUUUUGCGCCGCCACCGAUCCGGAAGAGUAGAUCAUGAUCUCCUCUCCGGCCUUCUUCCACUGGACAAACUUGGGAGCGACAUCGUCGAAGAGCGGGGCCUUGAGCUCGCCGGACUUGUAGCCGGACUCCCAGAGAUAACCCUGGAGGCUCUUGAGGUAGGCGAUCUUGACAUCACGGCUCAUGAGGUCCUUGACAUGAGCUGUCAAGGCUUCUUGUGAGCUGGCAUGCUCUGCCGGAAAGGCGUCCCUGUACUGUGAGAACUCUGGCUCGUCCCAUUGGGCUUCAAGGGUUGCUGGGAGCGCUGAGAGAGCGUAGGGAAACUAUCCAUAGUAAAGCAGG
Podospora pseudocomata is the source of this 4445-nucleotide messenger RNA. It is a transcript of the gene BMT2, whose product is annotated as 25S rRNA (adenine2142-N1)-methyltransferase. Bases 1 to 915 code for a protein of 304 amino acids. Gene Ontology annotation, cellular component: nucleolus. Lineage: Eukaryota; Fungi; Ascomycota; Sordariomycetes; Sordariales; Podosporaceae. Gene Ontology annotation, molecular function: rRNA (adenine) methyltransferase activity. The transcript is spliced from 3 exons. The record is from RefSeq and is a predicted model, not a curated record.